Molecule: messenger RNA, 1449 nt
Organism: Daucus carota subsp. sativus
Lineage: Eukaryota; Viridiplantae; Streptophyta; Magnoliopsida; Apiales; Apiaceae
Product: solanidine UDP-glucose glucosyltransferase 1
Exons: 1
Coding region: 1-1449 (482 amino acids)
Molecular function (GO): UDP-glucosyltransferase activity
Source: RefSeq, a predicted model, not a curated record
AUGAAAAAUAUGGCCUUGUCUGAUCAAACACCUCCCAAGCCUGAUUUUGUUCUGCUUCCUUUCCUCACUACUAGCCACAUGAUGCCAAUGAUUCAUCUUGGCUGCCAAUUGGCAGCUCAUGGUGGAACAGUCACUAUCAUCACCACCCCUGCCAAUGCAGCUGUCUUCCAGUCGUUAAUCGACGACAGCAUUGCUUCCAACCACCAAAUAUCUGUCGCCACUCUAGAGUUUCCCUCGGAAGAAGCUGGAUUACCACCUGGAAUUGAGAACUACAGCGCGGUUAAAUCACCUGAGAUGGUCCUUAAAGUUAGCCAUGCUCUGUCAUUGCUUAAAAACCCAAUGGAAGAUCUGAUUACCAAGCUCUCGCCACGUUGCAUUGUUUCUGGGAUGUUUUUUCCUUGGACUGUGGACACUGCUCAGCAUCUGAAGAUACCAAGGCUUGUUUUUUAUCCAUCAAAUUUUUUUUGUCAUUGUGUUCCUGAGAGUUUGAAAGCUUAUGGACCUCAUGAAAGGGUGGAGUCUGAUUCGGAACUGUUCUUGAUUCCUGGCCUUCCUGAUAAGAUUGAAAUGAAAAGAUCUCAAUUGCCUGACCAUGACAAAUUUAAGACGAGGUAUGGUGAGGUGCUAGAAAGGAUAAAAGAAGCAGAAACGCGGAGCUAUGGCAUAAUUUUUGACACUUUUUAUGAUCUUGAAGCUCCAUACAGCAAUCAUUUCAAGAAAAUCAAGAACAUGAAGAUUUGGACUGUAGGUCCCAUCUCUCACUAUCCCAAUUCCAACCCGAAAAGAACAACAUCCACAUCAGCACAUUACUCCUUGAAUUGGCUGGAUACCCAAAAAGCCAAUAGUGUGGUUUACAUUUGUUUUGGUAGCAUGACCAUGUUUCCGGAGCCCCAACUGAUUGAGAUUGCGUUAGCCCUUGAAAACAUGAAAUUUCCAUUCAUUUGGGUGAUAAAAAAUAGAGUCGAGGAUGAUUGGAUGCCUGAUGGAUUCAAGAAAAUGGUAGUGGAAUCAGAGCGAGGUUUGGUGAUAAAGGAGUGGGCACCUCAAGUUGAUAUUCUAAACCAUCCAGCUAUAGGAGGCUAUAUGACUCAUUGCGGAUGGAACUCUGUUAUUGAAAGUGUUAUGGCUGGGGUGCCUAUGAUUACUUGGCCAUUGUUUGCUGAACAGUUUUAUAACGAAAAGCUGAUUACUCAAGUUCUUGGAAUUGGAGUCGCGGUUGGAAAUGAGGUAUGGAACUCUGAAUUCUUUAAUAUUAAGAGUCCUGUUUUGAAGAAAGAAAGGAUUGAGGUGGCUGUACAAUGCGUGCUGAUGAAUGGUGAGGAGAUGAGGAAGAAAGCGAAGGAGAUUGGAAAGAUGUGUGCUAGAGCUGUGGAAGAUGGUGGAUCGUCUCUUAAGGAUUUGAUUGCUCUCAUUGAAGAGGUUAAAGCUUUUGGUAGUGAAAAUGUGUGA